AUGAUACUGACUCUGUCGUUCCCCUGUCCUUCUCUAGGGGACGAUGGGGCAUGCGAAUCUGACGAAUCAUGCACUCCUGGCACGGAUGGCUACAUCUGCAGCACCAGUAAGAACUCGUGCUUCGACCCAGAGUAUGACCUCUACGGAUGCGAGCCUGGCAGCACCCAAAUCGAUCUCGAUAACUGCGGAAUCGGGGACGAAGAUUUGGAGGACCUCCGGGAAUGCUUCGAAAACGUCGGACGCGCAUCGGUCACAUACAUCGCAAUGAAUUCGAACAGUUUGACGGAGCUGCCGGGAGGUGAAAACGGGCUUUUCGCUGGGUUCGAGAGCCUAAAAACUUUAGGGCUCGUUCAAAAUAACAUCAAGACGCUGUAUGCGGACAGCUUCGAAGGCCUGGGGGGGUCACUGACUUCGCUCUAUUUAUAUCAAAACCAAUUGACGACGAUCCCCGUGGGCUCCUUCGACAACCUCGCUGGGCUAUAUCGGUUGGCACUCUACGAUAAUGAUUUGGCGUGGAUACCUGCGGGGGUGUUUCGCGGCUUGGGGGAGCUCCGCCAGUUGUA
Molecule: messenger RNA, 563 nt
Organism: Ectocarpus siliculosus
Lineage: Eukaryota; Phaeophyceae; Ectocarpales; Ectocarpaceae
Source: the annotation of a GenBank genome assembly